Molecule: messenger RNA, 2942 nt
Organism: Magallana angulata
Lineage: Eukaryota; Metazoa; Mollusca; Bivalvia; Ostreida; Ostreidae
Product: heat shock 70 kDa protein 12A-like
Exons: 6
Coding region: 256-2163 (635 amino acids)
Molecular function (GO): ATP binding; ATP-dependent protein folding chaperone
Source: RefSeq, a predicted model, not a curated record
CUUAUAAAUGUACAAAGUACGGUCACAUUUAAACAUAAUACACAUUAUCUUGUUACGAAGUACGGUGACUUUAAAGAAUGAACAACAAUACUGAUAAGGAUAACCAAUUUAGCUGUGGUUAGUUUUCGUUUGAUUUCCGCGAAACGUAAAGAUUUAUGAUGUUCUGGCGGAAUUAAAGUAUUUUCCGAAAACGGUUUUCUACUUUACCUGUUUAGGGUAAAAGUAUUUGAACGGAGAUAUUGCUUAUAGAUCACAAUGGGACAAUGCUUAGGUCGCUUAGACUCAGGAGGGAGAACACCACAACAUUCUGUAAACUUUACCCCCGUGGCAGCCCCUCCUCCUGUCCCUUGCAGGACUUACCUACAAAUAUCUGACCCACCGGGUUCAACAUCACAGGAAGAACAGCUAACUACAAACACAGAAAACCAGGGGCCUCCAACACGACUCUUAGUAGCUGCCAUAGAUUUAGGGACCACAUUUUCAGGAUAUGCAUUCUCAUUUCGGCAUGAGUACCUUUCCGAUCGUCUGCGAAUUAGUACUAAUCUCUGGCCGCACAAUAAUGGAAUGUCCAUGAAAGCACCUACAUCAAUAUUGCUGGACCCCGAAGGAGAAGUGAAAGCUUUUGGAUAUGAAGCUAUCAAAACCUUUGGUGAUUUAGCAGAGUAUAACCAGCACGUAGACUACUUCUUCUUCAACAAGUUCAAAAUGAAUCUGUAUCAACAAGGUGGUCUUUCGACAGACUUCAAACUGCAUGACAUCUCUGGUAAAACAAUGUUAGCCGUCGAUGUGUUUGCAAAGGUCAUUUGGUAUCUUAAACAACAUUUGAUAAACCGAGUGAAAAGUUUGGAUUCAAGAAUCCAGUUGGCUCCUGAAGACGUACAGUGGGUUGUCACCGUUCCGGCUAUUUGGGACGACAAAGCUAAGUUUUUCAUGAGGAAAGCAGCAGAAAAGGCUGGUAUUGAAGGCAGAAACUUGACACUGGCUCUUGAACCUGAAGCAGCUUCCUUGUAUUGUCGAUAUAUUCCAACAUACCGGACAGAUCUACAAGGAAAUGCCCAAACAUUUGACAUUUUUCGACCAAAUACAAAAUAUAUGGUUAUCGACCUCGGUGGUGGGACGGUUGAUAUCACAGUUCACAGUGUACUUGAAAGUGGCGCUUUAGAAGAAGUACAUCAACCAACAGGCGGCUACUGGGGAGGCUCUACAGUAGAUAACGAGUUCUGUGCGCUUCUCGUUUGCAUAUUUGGCACCGAUGUGUAUCAGGAGUUUCAAGAGAAGUUUACCGCUGAUGUGAUCGAUCUCUUUCAGGAAUUCGAUUUAAAGAAACGAACUUUUGAACCAGGAAAAGACGCGCCUUUGUCAAUUAAGUUACCAGCUUCUUUGAUAGAACUUUACAAAAUGCGCAGUGGUGAAGAUAUCCAAGAAGUUUUGAAAAAUAAAUUUGAUCAAGAAAUAAAAAUAAAGAGAGACAAAUUGCAGAUUUCUCCUCAAGUUUUUAUUCGAUUGUUUAACAAAUCGAUCUCGAGCAUUGUGAACCAUAUUCAGUCUCUAUUGGAAAAGAACACUGUUUCUGGUGUAAGUGUCCUUCUGUUGGUAGGCGGGUAUGCCGAAAGCCACGUUGUCAGAGACGCCAUUGUAUCUCACUUUCCAAAUCUUCAAAUAAUUCAUCCUCCUGAAUCUUCUUCUACUGUCUUGAAAGGGGCUGUACUAUUUGGACAUGACCCAAAGGCCAUUGUCGCUCGAGUCUGUAAAUACACUUAUGGUAUAGCCAUGAUGGUUCCAUAUAAAGAAGGCGUUAGCGAUCCGAGCAAGAAGCGUGUCAUCAAUGGAGAAGAAAUUUGUGAUGAUGUAUUUGAUGUCCACUUGCGUGUUGGCGAACAAGUGUCCCUUUCUGAAAACAGAACUGGAAAACAAUAUAAUGUACAAAGCGGACAGACACACUCUUUGCUAGAAGUUUACGCAUCUUCUGUUCCAAAUCCUAAAUAUGUAACUGAAAACUGGUGUACUAGGUUGGGCUCGCUGGUUUUGGAAGUGCCUCCUAAUACACAGGCAAACGAUAAAAUUGUUGUAUUGUUGUAUUAUAGUGGAACUGAAUUGGGAGUGUCUGCUUUAAACCCCAGAACAAAACAGGAAACAAAAACCUACUUCGAUUUUCUGGGAUAAAUUGCUACUGUACAGCUCCGAUUUUCUGGGAAAAAUUGCCACAGCUUGAGUUUUAAAGUCACUAUAGAAAAUCCAUAAUGUUAAAGACGAGUAGUUUUAGAAUAUAUGAAAAGUUUUAUUUCAUAAACAUUAUUGAUAAACAAUAUAGUCUUGGAGACAAUUUAAAAAGAUUGAAAAUGUAAAUGAAUCUCUUAUUUUCUUGAAAGUAGUUUAUUGAUAAGGAACUAAAGAUAUUUACUUGAUCAAUUCAGUCAAGGAUACACAACUCUGUUUUAAAACCUGGAAAAAGAUACGAUGAAAUGAAUGUGUUUAAGGGUUUAAUUGCAGAGAAUUUAUUGAGGCCUAGUUAACCAUUAUAUCUUCCUUAAAUUUUUGGAUCUUUAAUUUAUCAUUUAAUGAAGGAAAAAAAUCUUUUAAUUUAGCUUUGAGAUGUAAAUAUUUUGCUUUAUAUAGAGUUCUUGUUUACAGGGGGUUUAAGCAGUUAAACGGAUAUUUUGAAUUUAUUUCAUAUGUUAGGGAAUUGUCAUGUUGUAAAUUUUGAAUUUACUGUGUGGGUGUUAAUACAAAAUUUACAACAUGACAGUAUUUUGAAUUUAUUGUACAUGCUAAUGUUUUUUGAAAAGGUAUGUAACAAAGGUAGUAUAAAUAUGCCGAUAUAUUACAAUGUUAAUCAUUUUUGUUUUGUUAUAUUUUAAGUUUCAUGUUUGCGUUAUUUUUUGUUUGUUUUUUCUAAAAUUUAACUGUUUGGAAGCACACUGAAAUAAAAUUAGCUUAUUAAU